AUGAGCCCCUCGGAGCAGGAGGAGGAUGUGUGUAGGGAAGUACAGGUGGUGAAGGAGCUGCUCUCGGACUGUAGGAAGUUUGGUUGGCUCCUUGGUCUAGGCUCUGCCGCAGUGCCGUGGCACCAUCCCCGCAGGCACCGGGAUGCACUCCAGCUCUGCGCUUGUCCCACUUGCUGGCACUCGUCCUGUCCUGCAGGCACCUCACCUGCUCCAGCAUCACCCCCUGCCUAUGCCACGCCGAUGCAUGAGAAGGCAGCUCCCCUGAAGAGCCCCGAGCCCAGGCAUGGUCGUGAGAAGCUGGAGGUGUUCCAAAAGCAGAAGAGUUUGGAUUCCCUUGAUGGAAGCUUCCGCCUGAACGAAACCCUCAAGGAUGAGGACAUCAAGAAAUGCCAUCGGGAAGUGGCUGCUAGCAAGUACAACUCCCAGUACCACAAGCUGUUCAAGGACAUCCCGACGGAGGAGAGCGUGCUGAAAGUUUGCUCCUGUGCGCUCCAGAGAGACAUCCUCAUCCAAGGAAGGCUUUACAUCUCCCCCAACUGGCUCUGCUUCUACGCAAACCUUUUUGGGAAGGACAUUAAGGUUGUGAUCCCCGUGGUGUCUGUACAGCUGAUAAAGAAGCACAAGACGGCUCGGCUGCUGCCCAAUGGCUUGGCCAUCACAACCACUGCCAGCAGAAAGUACAUCUUCGUAUCCCUCAUCUCUCGUGACAGCGUCUAUGAUGUCCUGAGGAGAGUCUGUACCCACCUGCAGGUUUCCAGUAAGAAGAGCUUGAGUCUGAAGGAGCUGUCGGAGGAGCCGGACUCCGUGUCGCUGGAGGUGAUCGUCCCUGAGGGCAAGUGGAGGAAGGUGUCUCCUACCUCACUGUCACUGACACUGCCUGAUGCCAACUACCAGUGCAUCCACCGGACCUCUGUCAGCAGCCUGAGUGCCAAGGAGAGCUCCUUCACCUCUGAGGAGCCACUGGUUUCGGAAAGUGCAAUAAAUACUGAGGAAGAGCUGGAGGUGGAGCAGAGCUGUGUGGCAGAGCUAAGACCCUCAGACUACCAGCUUCUGAAGAUCUUCAUCGUGCUCAUCUGCCUCCUGGUCGUGUCGUCCUCGUACCUGGCAUUCCGCAUCUUCCGUCUGGAGCAGCAGCUCUGCUCUCUGAACAGGGAUUACCUCUCCCGCGGGCACAGGAGGUGAGGGACCUUCAAGGACAUUUUGGGAUACACAGGUCAUGCCAUGAGUGGAAGACUUGAGGAAAUGUGGGUGCAAAGAGGAAUGGCUCCAUUCUGUGAUGUGUCUAAGGAAUGCUUUGUCCCUUAUCCUGGGCCUGUUGUUGGGCUGGCAGAACCUGCAGUGCUAUCUCCACGCUGAAGGUGACCCCAUCAACGGCUGGUUUGAGUGACUGGGAAGCUCUGUUGUCUCUGAGACUUUGGAGCUUGGGAAAAGGUUUCCUCAUUGGUUUGGGGCUGGUUCUCCAGUUGCAGGAAGCACCAGGACAUCUCGUUGGAGCUGGGCUGUGCCUGGGGGCUAAGGCCAUGCGUAUCAGCAUGGGAUGGACAGGAGAGAAAUCUUCUGGGGCUGAGGACAUCAG
This is a messenger RNA of Cinclus cinclus, 1576 nucleotides long. RefSeq names its product GRAM domain containing 2A (gene GRAMD2A). Gene Ontology annotation, cellular component: organelle membrane contact site; endoplasmic reticulum membrane; extrinsic component of cytoplasmic side of plasma membrane. Bases 1 to 1182 code for a protein of 393 amino acids. Gene Ontology annotation, molecular function: phosphatidylinositol-4,5-bisphosphate binding. The transcript has 11 exons. The record is from RefSeq and is a predicted model, not a curated record. Lineage: Eukaryota; Metazoa; Chordata; Aves; Passeriformes; Cinclidae. Gene Ontology annotation, biological process: regulation of store-operated calcium entry.